AUGUCAAACAAAUAGAAUAAUAAAAACUCGCAUAACUAAAAAAGUAAUGCGGUUAAGCCUGUAGAUGAUGAAUUUUGGAAAAAAAACGACUAAUACGAUUUCGAUUAAAUAAAUAGCAAUUCGCAAGGUGGAGGAAGUUAGCAUUUGAACUCUAAUAAUAACAGCAAAAAUAAUUAAAAAAAGAAUCAAAUGAAAUAAAAUGGCUCUUAUCCUAAAAAGAAUAAAUAUUAAAAAACCCCUAAUUCUAAUAAUUUAAAUAGCAAUAAUUAUAGCGGUAGCAAUAAUCAUAAUAAAUAAAACAGCAAAUCUAUUUAAAAAUAAUAAACAAAUAAGUAUGUAUUGAUGGAAAAAAAUGAUAAUAGCAGUUGUAAUUCAUAAAAUUCUGCAUCUAACUAAGCGCAUGGAUAAUUUGAAAGUUAAUAAAGCACUGAGUAGUUAGCUACGUAUGAAAACAAUGCAAAAGGCAAGCUUUAAAUUUAAUAAAGUAGUGCAAGUCCUAACUUAUCUUCAAAUAAUAGCUAAUCAAAUAUAAACAUUAUAAGUGGCUCUUUUUCAUAAUCUAACGUUAACUUCAAUUCAGCAGCAGUAUAACAGAGUUCUAAAGAGAGUCCAAAGCAUAUAAAUUAGCAAAAAAUAGGAUCUAAUGCCACUAAUAAUUCAGAAUAAUAUAGUAAUUAAAUAAUCUAUACUUAAAAAUUAAAUAAUUCCUCUAAUCAAAAUACAGAAUAGCAUGGAAAUUUUGAAUAUAGUAAUACUUAAACAUAAUCUACCAACAACAAUACUUCAAUUUCAAAUACAAAUGCAAAUACAAACACAACAACACCAAUUAAUAGUUCAAACUAAGCAAACACUUCUUCAUAAAUCAAUACACACUCAUAAAAUUAAUAAUAGCAUUUAUCUAACCAUUAAGCUUCUUCAUAAGGCAAUUAUACAAACUCUGCUUCCAAUUCUUAAGUUUCUAACAUAAUAAAUAAUAGCAACAAUUCUAAUAAUAAUUAAAACAAUAAUAUAAAUUCAAAUAAUAACAGCAAUCCUAAUAACAAUUAGAAUUAUUAAAAUAGCUCAAAUGUAAAUGCCAUCAAUAAUAUUAGUAGCCAUCAAAACAGCUAUUAUAGUGUUUAAAGCAGUAACAAUAAUAGUUAAAAUAAAAAAAGCUAUAACAGUCACUAAAAGCAAGAAUUUUAAGAAAAAGUUGAAGGUAAUGUUAGUCAAAAUAACAGCAACUAAAUGUAAAAAGUGAAUAUUAGCAACAAUAAUAUAAACAAUCAUUAGUAGCGAUAGGGAGGUUAAAAUCACAAUAAUAGUUCAAACAAUGACCAAAAGAUAUAUAAAAUGAAAUAAUAAGGUGAAAAUAAUAGAUAAUAUAAUAACUAAAACUAAAAUCCUAUCAUAUAUUCUGAGGUAUAGCCAACAAACAGCAGUGUAUCUAAUUCUAAUAAUUUAAAUAGUUUCCAAAAUAGUUAACAAAAUGUGCCUGAUAACUCCUCUAAAAUGUAAAGAAACACUCCUCCUCCUAAAGAAAGCUCUAUUUAGUUUGACAUCAAAACUGCAAACAAAAAUAUUGUGAUAAUAAUUGAAGAAGUAAAUUUCAAGGAAGAUAAAAUUGACAGUAUACUUUCUUAAUAGAUAAAAGUAGCAAACUUAGAAACAAGAAUAGAAAUUUAGCUAAAGAUGGAAAUAAUAUUUGAAAUUCUCAAAAAUAUCUUAGAUAAAUCAAUAAAAUUUGAAGAUUUAUCCUAAGAAGGAACAUAUAUAAAUAAUUUACAAAAAUUAUUAAAAUAGUACAACGACCAAAUUGAUUCUAUUUUUAUUUCUGUGAAAACAACAAACCCUCCUGCUUCUCCUCCUCCAAUAAAUUAGCAAUACUAGCAAUAAUAAGUUUACAACUAGAAUAAUUUAAUGCCAAUAUAACAAUAGUAAGUAUAGCCUAAUUCAUAUGCAAUAAUGUAAAAUAUGCAGCCAUAGUAGUAAAUAUAGCAACCUCAAAUGUAGCCAUAAUAAUAGCAAUAGUAUUUUGGAAAUAUGAUGUAAAAAUUGCAGUAGAAUACAUAUUAAACAUAUCAGUAAUAGUAAUAACCUUAAAUAGCUCAUUAAAUUCCUAUGCUUAGCAAUUAAUAAAUGUAGAUGUAAAAUAACUUGAAUUAUCACUAAUAGCAGCAAUAUUAUAAUUAAUAAAUUUAAUAUUUUUAUCAUCAUGGCUAGUAUAUUUUUAAUAACCAAAUGUAAAAAUAGCAGCCAAAGUAUGGAAACAAUAAUAAUUUCAAAUAAAAGUAAGGGGUGUACAAAUAAAAUAUGCAUAACAAUAAUAUAAAUUAGGAAGAAGACAAUAAAAAUUGA
Messenger RNA from Tetrahymena thermophila SB210, 2337 nucleotides. RefSeq lists its product as hypothetical. The record is from RefSeq and is a predicted model, not a curated record. Lineage: Eukaryota; Ciliophora; Oligohymenophorea; Hymenostomatida; Tetrahymenidae. The transcript has a single exon.